AUGGCCCUCUUCUCCACCCUCAGGCUGUCAACAAGACGCGCCUUUUCCACUGCCAACCAUGCUGUCAUUUCCACCUUUGAUCUCUUCAGCAUCGGCGUCGGGCCCUCGUCUUCGCACACCGUCGGUCCCAUGCGCGCCGCCAAUAUCUUUAUCACUGACCUCAAGGACCUCGAUUUGCUUCACAAGGUCCAGACAGUCAAGAUCAACCUGUACGGCUCACUAGCCGCGACAGGUGCUCAUCACACCCCACAAGCUAUCCUUCUCGGCCUAGAAGGUUCUGAUCCAGAGACCAUCGACACCGGCACCAUCCCAGCCCGCUACCAAGGCAUCCUGCAGAACAAGACCCUCUUUCUCGCAGGUCACCACCGCAUCUCGUAUGACAUGGACCGCGACAUGCUUUGGCGCUGGGACCAGGUCCUCAAGACCCACCCCAACGGCAUGCGCUUCAGCGCCUUUGAUCACAACGGUGAUCUCGUCGCCACCAACGAGUACUUUAGCGUUGGAGGCGGCUUUGUCGUCAAUGAAAAGACAAAGGUCGACGAGAAUCUGUUUUACAAGGGCGUCGACAAGAAAAAGGUCCAUGGCGCGCGUUUGCAUCAGACCCACUUGAUUGCUGAGCCAGACACUCCUGUACCUGAUUCGGACGUUGCGGAUUUUAAUGUCGCUGGUACUGAGACUGUAGAGAUAGAGGAUGGACAACCCCCGUACCCAUUUGACAGCGGCAACUCGCUGCUCGCCUUGACCAAGAAACAUAACAUGACGAUUGCCCAAAUCGUGCACGAUAACGAGAAACACUUUGGAUACACCGACGAGGACAUCCAAAACAAGAUUAUGAGGAUCUGGCAAGUCAUGGACGAGUGCAUCCGCACAGGCGUCUCGACGUCCGAGACGACCCUCCCGGGCCGCCUUGGACUUAGAAGGCGCGCACCCAUGCUGUACAGGCGGUUGAUGCGCGGUUUUUAUCCGGGUGUGUCUGCGCCGAUGAACGAGAACCCCAAGAUUGCGGGUGGGGAUGCGUGGGCAAAGGUAAAGGCGGGUGCGGAGGCUAUUGGGGGUCCUGCGGCUGAGAAACAUGCGCAGGAGGAGGCAGACAAGGAGAUGGCGAGGAUUAGGGCGGCUGUGGGUGUUGAGGAUUCGGAGUUGGGCCUCGGUAACGGGAAUGGGAAGUCGUACGGUGCCAAUAUGGGCGGUGGUGGCUUCAAGGGCGCGCGAGAAGUAAAAUCGCAGCGUGCGACAGCGCCUCCUAGGGUCACUGGAUCGUUUGAUCAUGCGAUUUUGCCUAUGCCUCCUCGAAGGACCGUUAUUCCCGCGAUGGAUUUUCUGUCAUGUUAUGCGAUCGCCGUUAAUGAAGUUAAUGCCUCCGGAGGCCGCAUCGUCACGUCCCCGACGAAUGGGGCUGCGGGUGUCAUCCCGGCGGUGUUGAAGUAUAUCGUCGAGGCGAUUGGAAUGCUGUUCAAGAGAGGCAGUACGAUUUCGGCUGCUGAGGGCGGCUGUCAGGCUGAAGUUGGAGUCGCUUGUUCAAUGGCUAGUGCGGGUUUUGCUGCGUGCAUGGGAGCCUUCGUGGGUUGUGCGUCUCCGGAGACUGUACUUCAGGAACGAAACAGUUUGGGAGCCGUGAAGGCUGUCACAGCGGCUCAACUCUCGAUGGCGAGCGAUGGAGUGUAUAGUGUCACGCUGGACGAAGCUAUCGAAGCCAUGCGAGUGACAGCGGCGGACAUGAGUGUCAAGUAUAAGGAAACCAGUCUUUCGGGAUUAGCGUUAAACGGCGAGCAAUUGCGCUUGAGAUAA
Messenger RNA from Psilocybe cubensis, 1788 nucleotides. RefSeq lists its product as uncharacterized. The coding region runs from base 1 to 1788 and encodes 595 amino acids. The record is from RefSeq and is a predicted model, not a curated record. NCBI's taxonomy places the organism in Eukaryota, Fungi, Basidiomycota, Agaricomycetes, Agaricales, Agrocybaceae. Gene Ontology annotation, biological process: gluconeogenesis. Gene Ontology annotation, molecular function: 4 iron, 4 sulfur cluster binding; L-serine ammonia-lyase activity. The transcript has 19 exons.